CAACUUCUGUUGUGUUUUGUAUUUUGUUUACCAGGCUUUAAGACAAAACAGGAAAUAUUUACCAGCUUCUGCUCUAAAAUAGUGAAAAAUGAGUUCUGCGAAAAAUCAAGAUAAAAAUGCUCUCAAAACCUGUGUAGUGGAAGGAUGCAGCGCCAAUUCCAAGGCGUGCCCAUAUCUCUUCUUUCUAAAAGUUCCGCAGAAUCCGGAGCGCCGCGUCGAUUGGUGCGACGCAAUGGGGGUCGCCGUUCAGAAGGGGCGAGUAUACUGCUGUACGAAGCAUUUCGAAAUUCCCGGAGAUUUUGAUGGAGACUCUGCGCCGGAUAAAUCGAGUGGCAUCCGUUUGAAGCUGAAGAGUGAUAUUUUACCCCACAAGGACAUUCCGUUAAUACAGGAGGUUAGAAAUAUCUAUCAUCUAUUCGACGUAAUAAAGACGAGCGGUACCAUCGAAAAGAAUUGCAAAUAUUUGCUGCCGGCUAUUGAACAAGAUUUGAAGAUUAAAGUUCCUCUUAACAUCAAAUCUUCAACGUUGGACGAGACCUAUGAGUACCUUAUCGAGAGAAUUGUUGAACACUUUAAAACGGAUUUUCCAAAAUCUCGAUUCCAACUAGUGCAGAUGUUGAAGAGCCAUCGCGAUAAAAUCACAGAUAUUGUCAAUAAGAAGAUCGUAAAAGGAACGCUACAGGGCUUGAUUAUGUUGAAAACUAUUCAACCAUUCCUUCAGUACGAUUCCAAGGCCUGUCUUGAUAUUCCAAUAGGCCACAAAGAACUCGAACAGUUGUACUUUGAAUUGGAAGCUAAUCAGCUCAAAGCUUACUUCCGACCCGUUAAACCAACCAUUCCCGUCACUGGCGACGAUAAUGAUUGCCUGGAUCUGUUCUUCUUACCCAGCAUUAGAGUGAACUUGUGCAUUCCAUUUUUAGAGCUGACGAGAGAAGUGUCCACAAAUUCAGAACAGUACAUAGUAAAUGCGGGAAGUAUUCCGAAACCUUCUGAUGCGAAGUCAAAUGGGCUUGAGUGGUUCCAAAAAGUGGAUAAGCCGUAUCGAUUGAAAUCGUCCAAGGUUGGUCAAAACGUCACCUUGGAAUAUUUGGACAUUUUAGUAAAUCUAUUCGAAUCCUAUGAGUUCAUGAUGAGCCAGCGACAAAGAUCCACUUUGAUAUUGUUGUUAAAACAAACAAGAAAGGAUUUGUCGGAGUACGAAAUGAAAGAGCUGCAAAUUACGUACAGUCACUAUUUAUCUCGGCACAAGUACUAUCGCAUUAUUAACGAGGACCUCGCAAAUGAAGUCGGUGAUGUGGAUUUCUUCAUGUUCAUCAAGGAGGUCAUCAACCCGGAGCUUAACUUCCAGUUUACGACCGCGAUCGACACCGAUGUGGCCAGUAUCGAAAAAAUCGACAAGUUUUUCCGGCCGAUUCUGGGCUACAUCAACGAGCAGGCAGAAUUUACCGAUGGCGAACCCUAUCUCAAGUUUGCUGAACAACUGAAAAAGGCCAUUACCUACACUUGCCAGGAAUGCAAUACGACUUUUGAUUCACCCCUUGCUCAUCUGACCAUCAAAGAACACCGGUUUUGUGGAGCCAAGAGGUGGAAAUGUGUUCAUUGUAACGAUUCGUUCCUGGAAUCUAAAUUAGCGGGAGAUAUGUGGUCGCAUACGUGUUCUUAAACAUUCAAAAUAAAUUUGACAAAGUUUAUCUUAUAUAAAUAUGAUGAGUUUACUUUUCAUUCGAUUAUUGUCAUGAUAACAAAAAAACAUUGAGCGACAUUUUUUAAUUUCCCAUGUAUAUUUUAAUAGCAUCGAUACCAGCUGAUUAUAGAUGGAGAAGCUAUAGCCCCCUAGGCAUAAGGGCUAUAUACGACAAUGGUUAUUUUGUUUGUAAAAGAGCAUCAAAAUCUGGAAUGUGGCUGUUAUACGAAUAAAUAUAAUAAUGGGACAA
Messenger RNA from Armigeres subalbatus, 1934 nucleotides. RefSeq lists its product as uncharacterized. NCBI's taxonomy places the organism in Eukaryota, Metazoa, Arthropoda, Insecta, Diptera, Culicidae. The coding region runs from base 89 to 1663 and encodes 524 amino acids. The transcript has 2 exons. The record is from RefSeq and is a predicted model, not a curated record.